AUGUCGGACUUGUUCACGAAACCUCCAAAGAGUCGAUCGCGAGCUUCGCGGGCAUGCCAGAGGUGCAGUCAGCGGAAAGUACGAUGCGAUGUCGCCGAGUCGGGCGUCCCUUGUAGUCGAUGCCGUCUUGACGCCAUACCAGAUUGUUCCUUGUCUCUCUCGCGAAGAGGCACCUACCAGAGAACGCAGAUGUUUCGGCGCAGGCCGAGAGACGAGACAUCAAUGCGAAGUGUUUCAGUAGGCAACCCCGAGCUUGGUUCUGGUGCGCUGACCCCAUCAAAGUCCUGCAGCCAACCGACGUUGAUUCAGGGAAUGAAAACGAACCAGAUCGCGAUGUCUGAUGGCCUAUCUGGACCCCAGACAAACGUUGUCAGCGGUGAUCCAAUUACGAUAUCCCACGGUAUGCCCGCGGUAUCCCAGUCUCCAGUUGAGAGGCAUUCAGUCCUGGAUUCAGCUUGCUCUUCCUCAGUCACCUCGGAUGAAAAUAGAACUGCUGCACAAGCGAAAAACCGAAACUCGUUGGCUGGAAUGUUCGAAGACUUCCUCGACAACCAAGGCCAUACCCAUGAAGGAUCGGUCCCCAAACUAGGAGUGAUCUUCUUUAGCGAGAGCUCCCCCUUGACCUUUGCUCUCGAAGAGCUUCAACGGUCGGAGCAACGAAGCCUUUACGACCCGGUCUCGCAUAUCAAUGAGGGGGGAGUUGUGCAGCGUAACACACAUCCGUCCCACAUGUCUCCACAGGAUAUCGCCUAUCUCCAAUCCAAGGGCGCGUUUGAAAGUCCUAGUGCUCGGAUCUCGGCCACUCUGGUCGCCGCGUUCCUCGACAGGUUUUAUCCUCUUUAUUCUAUCAUAAAUAAGGAUCAAUUUAUGGAACUACACGAGCAACAAGGCCUUCCGUGGAUUCUCCUACACACAGUGUGUUUUAUUGGGGCCACAUUCUGCGACAUCAGUGCCGUACAUCAAGCGGGCUUUGAAGGCAGAUGGCAUGCGAGACGCUUCUUCUACGACAAGGCCAAGGUUUUGUUUGAUGUGGGCUAUGAGACGAACAAAGUGGUCUUGCUACAGACGGUCAUCAUGCUUUCCUUCUGGGGUCCUCAGAUGAAGAGCUUCUGGAACCCUUGCUCUUGGAUUGGGUUUGGUUCAACUAUUGCCGAGUCUCUGGGCAUCAACCGACGCAACCAGUCGACGCGGAUCGAUCCCAAGUCAAAGAGUCUUUUACGGAGGCUAUGGUGGACUCUUGCUGUACGCGAUGCAUAUUGCGCUGCACUUCUAGGCCGGCCUUUCCGCAUCAAUAUCUCUCAAUGCGACACAGAAAUGCUCGAUCUGGCCGAUUUUGAUCACGACACCGAUUGUGCAAUCACGAAUAGAGACAGUAAUUGUCACACUCACUAUACGUAUCAGAUUCAGGUUGCGAAGCUUUCACUCGUCCUCCGAAAAAUCGUCGAAGUGCGAUUCGGCCCCCCUAACCAUUCCAUCACCCUUCAAGACCUUCAUGAAUUGUCAAACCGAUGGCAAGCCGACUUGCCUCGGGAGGUUGACUGGUCGCUCCACAGUACCCCAAAUAACCCCUAUGCCACAUAUCUACGCGUCAUCUUCAAUCAUCACCUCAUAUUUAUUCACCUGAAUAAGCCCCAUUCUGCGGACAAUCUCAGCACGGAUCAGCAACACGACAACAGUGUAUUCCACAUCGCCGAGUCUGCCGCGCAGAUGAUAUCAUCCACUGCAUUGUCUUUGAUGACAAACUCUAUAGUAGGGUUAAUGCCACACGAGGUCUUUCCGGGCUUCUUUAUUGCCGGAAUUGUGUUUUAUCGGCAGUUUCGACAGUCGCAACAGUCUGUCUACGCUCAGCUAGGCCGUGCAGCCCUGGACAACUGUCAGAUGGUAAUGAACGAAGCCCGCGAACGCUGGGAUCCGGCGUUAUGGGCCAUGAAAAUAUUCGACUUUCUUCUGUCAGGCGCCAACGGCUUUACCAAAACGCCCUCGUCUUGGGCCUUGCAGAAUCCUCCCGCCGGUGUGGGGCCUGUACAAUCAGAGACUACGCAGGAAGACCCGAACGACGGCUCAACCAUAGGCGUACCUGACAAGAAUGUCUUGCACUCGAUCGACUUAGAGUCACCACAAUACGAAGAUAUGAACAGGACUCUCGAUGACUUCUUCCUGAUUCCCAGUUAUUUUGACUCUACACCAGACGUUUGGUGA
Messenger RNA from Cladophialophora bantiana CBS 173.52, 2199 nucleotides. RefSeq lists its product as uncharacterized. Lineage: Eukaryota; Fungi; Ascomycota; Eurotiomycetes; Chaetothyriales; Herpotrichiellaceae. Bases 1 to 2199 code for a protein of 732 amino acids. Gene Ontology annotation, biological process: regulation of DNA-templated transcription; DNA-templated transcription. The record is from RefSeq and is a predicted model, not a curated record. The transcript has a single exon. Gene Ontology annotation, molecular function: zinc ion binding; DNA binding; DNA-binding transcription factor activity, RNA polymerase II-specific.